GUCCUUGUCCUUUCAUUUAGGUGGACGGUUUUCACUUUGAAGUGCCAAUUUCCACAUAGAUUGCUAUGACAUCUCCCCAUCAUGACUCAUCCUGGUGCGGUUCAGCACCGUGGACAGAGGCAGCCUGCAGCUCCACACCUCUAAACCUCUACACCCGCCCAACACUAAACUACACCAUUCAACCAUUCCCCCCCUGGGUCUAAUUGAGAAAAUCUGUGCUGGAAGUGGAAGGGAAAGGAGGGAAAGAAGGGGGGUUUGGUCUAUUGAUGGCCAAUAUUUACAAGAAAUGAGAGCAAGAGUGAACCGCAGUGGGAGGGGCGACAGAGAUGCCGCAUUUUUCUGAAUGAAAUUACUCCCUGUUACACCCCCCCUCUCCAGCAUCCUCUAACGCAGGCACCUGAUUGGUCGAGGCUCUCAGUCACGACGUCAGAGACAGACUCUCUCUUGGGCAUGAGUCCGCGCGCAAGAGCAUCCCUCCUCAUAGUCGCUUCAGGAGAGAUUGACGAAAAAGAGAUGCGAGAGACGACGAGGGAGAGUUUUGCAGCAACUUUGAUGAAGACAGGGUGACACACGAGGACUGUCCUCUUUAUAUAAGACUGGCACCUGCAGACAGCAUCACAACCAUCUCCAUCAUUUGGAUCCUAUAUAAGAGGAGAGGACACAUCUGCUUUACAUCUGCAUCCAACUCUAGCAGAGGAAUUUACGCGUUAAUCGCGUUGAAAAGGUUGUUUGUGUGACUGCUGAAAAGCCAUGACCCUGAACGCCUCGGACCCGGGCUGGGAUGACUUCUCAGGUUCAGACCCCCUCUUCCCUCUGGACCCAAUGGAUAGCUCGUCUGCAUAUGAAGUCCCGCCCCUCACAGUAUGGGGCGUGGCCCUGUGUAUUUCAGGAACUCUCAUCGCCACUGAAAAUGCAAUAGUUGUCACCACCAUCUUGGCCACGCCGUCUCUUCGCGCCCCUGUUUUCCUGCUGCUGGCUAGCCUCGGAUUGGCCGAUCUCCUGGCGGGCGUCGCUUUGAUCUUGCACUUCCUCUUCCUGUUUUGCGUGGAGCCCAGUGAUUGGUCAGAAUUGCUGACCUCGGGACUGCUGGUGACAUCACUGACUGCCUCGCUCUGUAGCCUGAUGGGUGUCGCUCUGGACCGAUACCUGUCUUUAAGCCACGCCCUCACCUAUGGUUCGAGCGAAUCACGCCACAGAGCCGCCAUCCUCCUGCUGCUGGUCUGGUUGGGUGCAUGCAUCAUUGGGGCUGGACCUGCAAUGGGAUGGCACUGUCUGAGAGAGCCAAGCUCCUGUUCUGUAGCGCGACCUCUGACCCGGACAUACCUAUCGCUGCUGUGUGGUGGCUUCCUCGUAGUUGUCAUGGUAACCCUGCAAUUGUACGCUGGGAUCUGCCGCGUGGCGAGGCGGCAUGCCCACGCCAUCGCUACCCAGAGACACUUCCUCCCUGCCAGUCAAUCAUAUGCAAGCAAACACGGCAGUGGACGGGGCUUCUCUCGGCUGAUCCUGGUCCUCAGUGUGUUUGUGGGUUGCUGGAUGCCUUUCUCCCUCUGGGGGCUGCUGGGAGACGCGUCCAGCCCUCCUCUUUACACCUAUGCCACAUUGGUGCCGGCGGCGGGCAGCUCGCUGCUGAACCCGAUACUCUACAGUCUGAGAAACAAAGACAUUCGCAAGGUGCUGCUCCAGGCCUGCUGCCCGCACAGAUACACACAAAACACACACAUCCACUACCCUGUGGACGUGUAGAGUGCCAAACCUCGCCAGACUCAAACCACCACACAAUCUAUGCCAGACAUAUCACCGUUUGUGUGCCAAGAUACACACAAGGCUGCAUUUACUAUCAUCCAGAUCCAGAACAUUAAGUCUCACACACACACACACACACUCCCACACACGCAACAAACACUUCUACGAGCAAAUCAGAAUGUUCUGGACUGUCCUGGCUGGUGGCCAUUUUUGGACUAAACGUACUGUGUUGUGUACUUUGUGCCUCAUCCUCAGUCAAUUGUAGCUCCACUGGAUCCCCAGACUGAAACAAUCACAGGGUCGCUAAAUAUACCCCCACUCAUAGACAGUGGAUUUAAUCACCAUUGGCACUUUAAGACAAAGGGAAGGGAUGGGUUUUAAAUGUAAGCCUAUCACAAUGUGAUGAUGUGAUCCAAAGCCCAAUUUUAUUUACUUGAAUGUCUAGAAAACACGAUGUUCUAGAUCUUUCAGGUUCUAUUUUGCACAUGCUGUUAAAAGCACUUUCAAAAGUACUGACCAUAUGUUCGUGUUGCACAGCCUUUUUGAAAUGAAUGAAUAUUUUAUACGGAUGAAUAAUAAAUAUGCUUUUUU
Messenger RNA from Sebastes umbrosus (honeycomb rockfish), 2334 nucleotides. It is a transcript of the gene gpr3, whose product is annotated as G protein-coupled receptor 186. The transcript is spliced from 2 exons. Gene Ontology annotation, cellular component: membrane. Bases 751 to 1743 code for a protein of 330 amino acids. Gene Ontology annotation, biological process: G protein-coupled receptor signaling pathway. The record is from RefSeq and is a predicted model, not a curated record. NCBI's taxonomy places the organism in Eukaryota, Metazoa, Chordata, Actinopteri, Perciformes, Sebastidae. Gene Ontology annotation, molecular function: G protein-coupled receptor activity.